Molecule: messenger RNA, 13226 nt
Organism: Hydra vulgaris (swiftwater hydra)
Lineage: Eukaryota; Metazoa; Cnidaria; Hydrozoa; Anthoathecata; Hydridae
Biological process (GO): intracellular protein transport; protein import; protein targeting
Cellular component (GO): membrane
Molecular function (GO): ATP binding
Source: RefSeq, a predicted model, not a curated record
CGAACGAAAGUAUCACUCAAAAGGCGAUCAAAGUCCACUUGAAAAUUAUACGUAAUUAUGCGGAAAUUACAUAUGCAAAAUUAAAUAAAAUAUGCUAAAAAAAGCUUCGAGAGCACAUGUUACUCUUACAGCCGUGAAGGAACAAAAGUGAACUUCAAUAUUGUUAUAAUUGCCACUGUUAUAUCUGUUUUGAAACCGUUAAUCUUAUUGUGAUUUUAUAAUUGUUGUUUUGUCAAUAUCACGGUGCCUUGUUUUCAUAACAUUCAAUUCUUCAUUGUCUUUGAUUUAGUUAACAUUUUUGUGUAAAUAGAAUAAUGUCAACAAGUCAAUCACCCUGGAAUACAGAAGAUUUAAAAGAAAAGCUCAUUUUACACAUCUAAAUGUUUAAAAUGUUGAAGUGUCAAAGUGUCAAGUUAAAUACAGCUCAAUCAAAAAGAACAAAUACACAGCAAAAUAACAAAACAAAACUAAUCUUUUGUAAAGAAAUGUUGCAGAUGUUGUUAAUAUCAAAUUCUUGUCAGUUUUGUGUUAUCUUACUUCCAAAGUUUGAAAGUUUGAAAAAAAUGCAAUAUUGUUGUUUUAAGUUAUCUGGGAUAACAAAGAAAACCUGAAGAAAAAAAAGUCACACCACCUCAAAGUUCUUUUACCAAGAAAAACUAACUUACUAAGAUUAUGCAUAACUAAUAGGACUGUAAACGCUUAUUAAUUUUGAAAUAUUGUUAACACUUUUGGAGAAUUAGUAAACAUGGGCAGCAACUCUCACAACAAUAUGGCUUUAGAGGAUUCAUUUAAUAAAGUAAUUGCUUUAGGUGAUCCAUUUAAUAGUUGUAAAAAUGAUACUAUUGUAAAACUAAUGCAUUUGGCAAAAUCAAGGCAAAAUUUAUUAGAAGAAACUAUAGAAAAUUUGAGUCAAAUUCUAGUUUUAGACGCAAAUUCUGAAAAUUCCCGUUUUGCUUUAUGUGCAAUAACUUAUGCAGUACAAAACAAACAAAAACUCUCACAAAAAACCAUCAAUAAUUUACUAGAGGUCUUGCUACAAACAUCUUUAUUAAAAACAUACAAUUCUAUUAAUAUAGGUGAAAGAAUCAACUACAUUCUUAACCUAUGCAAAUCUUAUACAAAGGAAUACAUUUUGCCUAAGUUUAUAUCUGUUAGUUUUGAUAAAAGAUUUGUACAUGAAAUGUUAAAUUGUGUAUCUGCAGCAAAUAUAACUCUACAUUUAUUAAUAAAAGAAGAUUUGAAAAAAUUAAUUCAUAUUGCCAGGAGGCAUGGUAUGACUCCUGCAAUUUUAACAAACAUAACAAAAGAGUUAUUAAACGAAAUGGUAGAUCAUCCAACUAAAUUAGUAUUUGCUCAAACCUUAAAGUACUCAAUGAGAAAAGAUAGCAACUGUUCUGGUCUUACUAUCCCAGAUUUUAUAAAUAUUUUGAAAAAUAACACUAACCUUAAUGUGCUGUCUGAAAUUGUUUGGUCUUUAGGAUAUGUGAUGAGAAAUAGUUUGUAUAAAACUUUAACGCAAGAUAUUGAAGAAGAAAUUAAGCAUAAUAUACAACAAGUAAACCCUGCUGCUAAACAUUUUUUAAUGCAGCAAAUAGAAAAUCAACAAAGGAAUGAUAAUGAAAUAGUUAUUACUAGCUGUGAUAAAAUAAAAGUACCAACAAACUAUGUACGUAAACCACCACAGGCUUAUGUUACUAAAACUCAACAGGUAACUAUUAAUCAUAAAAUUUGUAGUCAGUCAGAAGAAACAAAAAUUAUUGCGAUAAGUUUAGCAGAAGCAUUAAGAAACAGAAAUAAAAAAAUUGGAGCAAGUUUUAAUGCUGAAAAUUUACCAACUAUUGAAACUGAUGAUAAAAAAGGUGACGAUAGAACAUGGUAUGAAGCUACCUAUAAAACUGUUAAAAGACUUUACGGUUUAGCGAAAAUAAAAGACUACAAGCUCAAAAAAGGAGACAAAGACGAUUACCUAAUUGAAAAAUUUAUAGAUAAUAAACCUAAGUAUUUUGGAAAUCCUUUAAAGAAUUUUAUAAUAGACAGAAUGAUUGCGGCAACUUUUUUAACAAUAUCAGCAAAACAGGAACUAACCAAUGAAGCAAUAAAUAAAUUAAUGAUCUGUUUAGAUAAGAUAGCAGUUGUUAAAAGCAGGAUAUUUGACAAUAAAUCAGAUAAAAAGAUUGCAUGUAUUAUAUUUAAUAGUUCGUUACCUGAGAAAGAUUUAAAUGACAUUGAAGAAAUUAUUAUUGAUAAAAUUUCUAAAAUUAAAGAAACUUACAAAACUCAUCAUAAUAAAGAAACGGAAAUAAUAGAAGAGUUUUCAUCUGAGAUUAAUCAAAUAAGAUUAAAUAGCAUAGCAUCAAUUUAUAACUGUGUUUCUUUAAGCAGAGGAAAAUUUUUAACAAAACAAUUACUUGAAAAAAUUGAUAAAUGUUUGGAGGAUAACGAUACAAAGUUUAAAGCGGUUGUAACAAAGAUUUUACGAUAUGCGGAAUCCAUAAAUAGUGAAUCAAUAGGUUAUUCAAGGCUUUUUACAGGAUAUUUAGAACAACUUGAAGGUAAUAUUGAGAUUGAAGAAGCCAUACAAUACAUCAACUUUCAAACAAAAGAUAAAAAAAGAUGUGCAGAGCUGUUUAAAGAGAACACGUUAUUAAGAAUUAGUAAAAUCAUAAAUAAUGAUGAUUUUGAUAAUGAUGCUAGAAUAAAUUGCUGUGAAAUUAUCAACAAUUAUCUUGAACACGAUGAUAAAGGUUUGAGUGAAAACGUAUUAAAAAGCUAUAUUCAAGUUUUUGAAAAUGCAAAAAGUGGACCUGAAUUAAAAGCUGAAGUUUUAAGAUCUAUCUUAAUAAACAUUGAAAAAAGUAAAAAUUUACCAAACUUUGUUGUUCAAACUCUAAUCAGUAAUAUUGAAAACUUUGAUCAAAAAUCUGUAAAUUUUACAAUAGUGGUUCUAGGAAAUAUUUGCGAAAAAAUUCAAAUAUCUAACCUUGGAAAAAUAGCGUAUAAAUUAUUAGAUAAUAGCAUAAUUGUAAAAGAAGGGACUGAGAUUACAUUUGAGAACUCAAUUAAAAAUAAAAAAAAUAUUUUCCAGACCUCAAUUUGCUCAAUAGUGGGAAAAAUUUUCUUGACCUCGGUUCAACAAGGAGCGAGACUUGAUGAAAAAAGUUUAGAAAACCUUAUUAAAUGUGUUGAUGGUAAAGAUAAACAAGCUCGUAUUUUAGCUGCAAAAACUUUGUACUUUGCGUCUUUAAAACAAGAACUUAAUAAUGAUCUUUUAAUUAGGUUUAGAGAUUAUGUAAAUGAUAAUAUUGUAGAUGUUAGAACUUAUUUAACGGCUGCAUAUGCGAAUGGGUUGAAUAACUUACCAGAAGAUAAAGCAAAAAGUCAUUUUGAAUUUCUUCCCCAAAUUUAUGCAUUUGAAGAUUUAGUAUUAGGUGAAGAAAACUUUACAGAUAAAGUUAAUGAAAAUAUUUUGUUUUUCCUUUUAAAAGAAGCAUCAAAAGAUCAGGAAUUCGACAACAACGUUUUUAUAAUACUAGAUUAUAUUUUAUUUUAUGGAAGUCAAGGUCAAGAUGAUGCAAUUAAUAUACUCAAUAAAUACACCCAAAACAAAAAACACCUCGUUCCUGAAAAUACUAUCCUUGCUAUUGAAAAUGCUUAUGGUAUAUCUCACAUAUCAAAUGAAGCUUUGAACGUACUUAAAAUAGUUAUUAAAAAUGGUCAGCCUGUAUCAAAUAACAUACUUAAAGUUUUUACAGAUGAUUUUUUCUUUUCAGAUAUUGCAAAAGUUCAUGACGAAUCCUUUGACCUAUUAGACAUUGCUAACCAGAAUCAGGAUAUUUCAGAUGAAGUAUUUAAUGUUUUGGAAAUGGAAAGAGCGGGAAAAGUUAUAGAUGAACGAAAAGACUAUGAUAAUGAUAAGGAGAAAGAAGGAGCAUUUGAGUACCUAACAGAGAGUGUGCGUAAUGGCAAAAAAUUAUCGGUUAGUAAUUUUAAAAUAUUAAACCAAUUAAAAAUUUUGAUAUAUAAAGCAAAAGAUAAACAAAGCACAGUUCCAAAUGCUGUGGCAAUCUUAAUGUAUGCAGCAAAACACAAGCAAAUUAUUCCUUAUUAUUUAGUUGAUACUUUAGUUUCUGAAUUUAAUGCUGGGAAAAACCAAAGUUCAUUGCUUUGUAUUUUUAGUUCUCUUUUAAAAAAUAAUCAAAAAAUACCAGAUAACUUUUUUAAAAGUUUAGAAAAAACUCUAGAAGUUGGCAGUGAAAUAUAUGAUCAAGUACUUUUGAUUUUUGUAUUUCAAGGACAAAAAGGCGAGAAGCUUUCGCCCAACAUUAUAAAUAAAAUUUUUGAUGAAUUUUUGAAUGGAAAACAAAAUAUAAAUUUACAGCAUGAAUAUCUGUCUUCUAUUAUUUCUAUUAUUGAAAACAAUGAAGGUUUUAAUAAAGAACUUGCCAGUCAAAUACUAUUAAAAGGCGUUUUGAGUGACAAUGGACAUUUUGUUAAAGAAGCUGUUAAAGCAAUUAAAAUUUUAUCUUUUAAAGACCAUUUGGAUAAUAAUCUAUUAAAAUGCUUAGUUAAUAAAGCAACGAGCUGUGAUGAAGAAGUAAAAGAUAAUAUUUUAUCAAUUUUAGAAAAUGCUAAACUUCAAAAGAAUGAGCAAAACAAGCUGAUACUCUUAAGAUUAUCUAAUCUUUCAGGUAGUUUAGCUUUAGAUGAAAUGAUUAAAUUAACAAGUAAUGGUAAUAAAUUACUAAAAACAAAUUUUGUACAGAUUAAUACAAUUAUAGAAAAAUCACCUGAACUUCAAAAUAAAGCUCUCAAAGUUUUGCUUCUUACUCCCAACAAAAAAGAUAUUAUUGAUGAACUAUUGCAUAAUAUUUCGGUGUUAUCAAUUAAUACUAACUCAGAAGAGUUUAAGGACUCUUACCAUUUACUUAUAAAACAAAUAGUACGAGAAAAGAAAACCAUAACUCCUAAAAUUACAUCAGCUUUAUAUAAACUAAUGACAGAGUCAAAUGAAAAAAAAUUAAUAUCAUUUUGGGAAACAUUUUCUUUGAUUGCUGAAAAUCAAGAAAUUCCUAGUUAUAUAGGAUUAUUAUUAUUAGAUAUAGAUAACUUAUUACUUAAGAGAAACCCACAAAAAGUGAACCAGCUUUUUGAGAGAAUUCAAAAAGAAUUGCUAGAAGGUACAAAAUUACCAAGUCAGGUUAUUGAUAAAUUAGUUAUUACAUGUAAAGAUUGUGGAGAAGACCUUGAUCUUAUUGAGAGUUUUGCUAAUAUUUUCUCUUCUUUAUUAAUUCAAGGUCAAAAACUAUCAAAUGAGAAUAUUUUGCAUAUUAUAGAAAAAGCAAUAGUUACAAAAAAAGUAAAUAAAAACAUUAUUGAUGGAUGUAAACACUUAAUUAAGCUUAAACAUUAUCAAGAUUUGACUGCUAUUCUUAAUACCUUCAGUGAUUUAAUAAAAGAUAACAGCUCUUAUGAAAUAAAGAUUGCUAUACUUGAAUGUAUUAAUCAAGCCACGCAAGUAACAGAUCAAAUUCCAAAUAAUACUAUAUUGAUAUUAGAAAAAAGUCUUGAAAGUUUGGAGCCAAACAUUAAAAAGUUAUCAUUUCAAAGUUUAAGAAAAAUAAACAGAGCUGGUUAUGAAUCAAGUGUUUUUAAAAAUUGGUGCAAAAUUAAUUUAAAUAAUUUAAUAGAAUCAGGAUUAGCUAUUGAAAACAAACUUGAUGAGGAAAAUUUAGAAUUACUUGAUACCUUAUCAUUAUUAAAUUAUGUAAAUUUAGAAUGUUUGAAUAAGAAUGCUGAACACCGACAAAAAUGGCAUAGGGAUCUUUUAAUCUCAGACUUGUUAGCAAGGUUUGAUAAGUUAGGCAUAGAUAAAAGAUUCAACUUCUAUAAAAGCUGGUUUGAAUUAAAAUCUUUACCUGAAUAUCAUGAUAAAAGAGCUGAUACAACACUUAAGCUAAUUUUAUAUGCUCAAAAUAAAUAUAAAUGCGCAUUUAAUCAAGUUUUUGAAGCCUUAGAUGCUUUAAAGCAAAUUAGUUUUGAAAAUGCAAUUGGUAUUUUAUCUGACGCUGGAAAUAAUUGGCAACUAAAAUUGAAACAGCAGUGGCUUAUAAAUUUAAUAGCUGCAAAAUCCAAAACACAACAAACAAGUAUGGAAUAUAUUAUAAGUACAGUAGCACGUCUUACGCCAAAGAACUUAUCACUUAUUACAACAUAUUUAAAUAAAGUCAAAGUUAUAGAAAGUUUGAGCGUUUUAGACUCCUUAAUAGAAUUUAUUUGUCAUCAUAAAGUUAAGAAAUCAUUUUCUCCAGAGCAAGUAAAUACAAUACAUGACUUAUACAAACUAUUAGAGAUCCAAGUUUUAAGUAGCAAGUUUUAUAAGCAAGCAAAAUCUCUUCAAUUAGAAAAAACAAUUGAUAAUCUUUUUAUUAAAAAAUGGAGUUUCGAGCAAUUAAAUUUGUUAAUUUCUAAACUUGGUGAUUCCAAUACUAUAAAUCAAGAAAAAUUAGAAAAUCUCAAUCAAGUAUUUGAAAUAAUAGACCAGUACAAUGUUCCACUUACUACACACUCUAAAAUCCUAAGCAUAUUAGAUCAAGAAACCAAAACCUGGGUAAAAGAAGUAAAUCUGAUUGCUGUUGAGAAUAAUUUUCAGGUAGUUGGGAAAAUAAAAAAUUUAUCAGAACUUAUCAGAGAAUUAGGUGAUAAAAAUGCAAAUAAUCUAGAUAUAUUAAAAUUGAUUGAAGAUAAACUUGAUGAGAAAAUAGAGGAAGUUAAAAAUCCAGGGCUUAAAAGCAAAAUAUUAAAAUCUUCUGAUGAAAUAGAAUUACACAAAGAGAUCCCUAUCAUUUCUGAAUGGAAUAAAGAUUAUAUAAAAUUAUGGGCAAAAAAGGUAAAAUUAGAUAACAAAUGCUUUAAGGAAAGUUAUUUUAUAACAGAAGUAUUAGCCGUAAUUAAGCGAGCUUAUUUAUUGACGAGAGAAUUUCAUUUAAGCGACUCUCAAAUUUUAAGCUGCUUUGUUGCUUUGCAUAAAAAACACAAUCAAGGAAGGCUAUUACAAGUUUCUACUGGUGAAGGCAAGUCAACCAUGGUAAGUAUGUUAGCUAUAGUUUAUGCAUUAAAAGGAAAAAAAGUUGACAUUAUCACAAGUUCCCCUGUUUUAGCAGAGAGAGAUGCUAAAGAAAACGCUAAACUAUAUAAUAUGUUUGAUUUAAGCACUGAUUGUAAUAGUGACAAAUCCAUUUACAUAAAAGGAGCAAAAGAUUGUUAUGAAAAAGAUGUGGUAUAUGGAGAUACAGCUCAGUUUCAAUUUGAUACUUUAAGAGAAGAGUAUAGUUGCCUCGGUGCUUUAUCGACAAGAAAGUGUGAGGUUGCAAUUGUUGAUGAAGUAGAUAGCAUGCUAAUUGAUGAUAGUUCUAAGAUUGCUAGACUUGCAAAUACCAUGGCUGGCAUGGAUCAAUUGCAACCCAUAUAUCAUUUUUUAUGGCAAAGGCUUAACUCUUUACAAGACCGAUUAAUCAACAUUAAUGGCAAAGAAUAUUUGGCAUAUGGAAAAGUAAAAUAUAACCAAAAUGUAAUAGUUUUAGAAUAUGCUGAUGAUAAAGGAAAUAUAUUUCAAAUUUCUGAUUUAAAAAAACAUAUUGAAUCUGGUAACUCUUUGAAUGCUUUAUGUGAGGAGAUUAAAGGUGACUCUAAUAUAUUCCUUAAACAGUAUUUACAAGAUUACUUAACUGCUUUAACAUCAGAUAAAGACAUUAGCUUUGAAAAUAUCAGUCGUUUUGAUAUUAAACCAGAGGGUAAAAUUCAAAUACCAAACAACUUUAAAGAGUUUGUUGAAACUCAAAUUAGUAAAUGGGCUGAAAAUGCUAUUGAAGCGUUUAACUAUCAAGAAAGAGUCCAUUAUGUUGUUCAUGAAGGCAUGAUUAAGCCAGUAGAUUAUAACAGUACCGGUGUUGUACAGAAUUCUACAAAUUGGAGCGAUGGCUUACAUCAAUUUUUACAAAUUAAGCAUAACUUAAAAAUGACAUCUGAGACUCUUACUACCAACUUUUUAUCAAAUAUUGGGUAUUUUAAAAGAUAUCAAAAUAAUCUUAUUGGCCUUACCGGGACGUUAGGAUCUAUAAAAGCUAGAGAAGUGCUGUCAAAUGUAUAUUUUGUAGAUCUAGUAUAUAUUCCUCGCUUACAUCAAAAGCAAUAUAUACAACUUCCAGAUAUAAAUACACUAAACCAUGAGCAAUGGCUUUAUGAAAUUAUAAAUUCUGCUAUUCAUGAAGUAAACAAGUGUAGGGGAGCAUUAAUUAUUUGCAACACUAUAGAACAUGCACAAAUUAUUUCUCAAAACCUUAAAAAAAGAUAUAGAGCAGAAGCUAUCAAACUUUAUGACAUGAAUGACAUGAAUCAGGAAAAAGAAAUAGAAAAGGUUUGUUCUGGAGAGAUAAUAGUUGCAACAAACUUGGCUGGACGUGGUACUGAUAUUAAAACUGAUGAUAUUGAAGAAAAAGGAGGAUUACAUGUUAUCUUAACGUUUAUGCCAUCUAAUCAACGAGUUGAGGAACAAGCUUUUGGUAGAACUUCAAGGCAAGGCAAACGUGGCACUGGCCAAAUGAUAUUAAAUAUUCAAAAUAUAGCACAUAAUUCAAAGGAAGCAAGAGAUAAAGACGAAACUGAAAGUUUUGAAAAAUUUACAAAAUCAGAACUUAAAACAAUUGAAAUAAAAGAUAUGUUGUUUAAAAAAUUUUGCGCUUUUUUAUGCAAAAUAAGAGCUGAGAUAAGAAAAAAAAAAAGUUCUUUAACUAAAACAUGGGAAAUUAUCAAGGACCAAUUUGUCAACGUAAUGCCAUCAGUCUAUGAAUUUAGCAUACUCUCUGCUAUUGAAGAGCAGUGGGGAAUGUUUUUAAGAAAAAUUGAUGAUGGGACAAUAAAAAUUGAACAUGCAAAAAGUGAGUAUAAACAUUUUGUUGAACAGCUAAAUAGUGGUUAUAAAAGUGAGACUAUAAUAAAAAACCCAUAUUAUCACAUCGUUAUAGCAAAUGAUUUUAUUUUAAAUAACAGUGCCGAAUAUGAAGAAGCUAAUAAGCAUUUUGAAAAAGCUAUUGAACUUGAUAAGAACUUUAGUUGUGCAGCUUUUGUAGGUAAAGCAUUGUACUUUCUUAAGAAACAUAAGGAUUUAGAUAACUAUAAGCAAAAAAGUAUUGAAUCCCUUAAUGUUGCUUUACAUAUUUUAGGUAAUGAGAUGGGUAUGCUUAAUUUAAUACAAACUCUAUUGCAUCAUCAAACGAGUAAUAUUCAUAGUGAUUUAUCUAAACAAUUAAUUCAAAAAACAAGUCUCUUAUGUUCUUAUAUUAAUAGCAUUGAAAUGGCUAUAUCUGUUAUCAAAAAAUCUCAAAGGUUAAUUGAUGUUAAAGUAAUUAAUAAAAACCAAAUCAUAUCAUAUUUUGAGCUUGAAAGAGAUAAAAAUAGUCAUAUGAUUCAAAAGUUUAGUGAACUUGCAAACUAUGAUCAUUUUGAAGUUACAUUUAACGAUUUAACUGUAAGAAAUGACAGUGGUGCUAUAGAUCAAGCUGUUGAAACUAUAAGUAUAGCAUUUAAAGAUUAUAAAACUUUGCCUCAUAACAUUUUAAAAAAGGUAAAACUUAUUCAAUCUUCUAUACUAAAAAAAAGUUACAAGAACGUCCAUAUCACUAUGAAGAAUAUAAAUGCUGAGAAACUGCGUGCUCUACUAAAUCCUAAUAUUGAAAUUAUAGAAACAACCAAAGAAGUUGCAAUAAACUACUUGAAAAAGGAAAGCUCUUUUAUUGAAAGGUGUUUAUCAUCGCAAUCUAAGGUUAACUUAACUAUUGUAGGGAAAAAUAAACAAACAAACGUUAGGAAUGAGUUACCAAUAGCACAAGCAGUAAAUAUUAUUAAGAAAAAAAGUAAUGAAUAUCGCUUCACCUUAAGUUUUGUAAAUACUGGUGAAACAUCUGAAGAGGUAACUAAAACAAUUGCAAUAAAAAAGCUAGAAAAAAAAAAAAAAUUAUGUUCUAAGACUCUGGUUAACUUAUAUAUUACUGCAGAAGACAGAACAAAUCUUGAGUUUAAAAAUAUCUCAGUAAAAGAAGCAAUAGAUCUUGUUGAGAAAAAAGAUGAUAAAUGUCGUUUUAGUAUAGAUUUUAUAAACGCUAAUAAAACAGCUGAUUUUAUUCAAAAAUCGAAAAUUGGUUUUGAUAUAGAAUUUCUUCAAAUAACCUCAAAAAGUGCUCAGGAGAAAAUAGAAAAUACAGAAUUUGAAGUUGUAACAGUUGAAAUACAGGGUACCCCAGAAGACUUGCUUAAAGCUGUUAAAUCUUCAACGAAAGAUGUUCAGCUUUUAUUCGCGAAAGAAGAAGGUUCUUUUUCUAUUACAUUAAAGGCAAAUAUUGCUUUAGAAAAGAUACAAGAAGAAAAAAUUGAAUUUAUUAAAAUUGAGAAAUUGACCAAAGAAGAAGCACAGAACGUUUUUAAAUUAUGCCCGGAAUCCAAAUUUAAUAUCAAUUUAGUUUCAGUAAAUCAAAAAUCUGCGGUUAAUGCUCUAAAAUAUUUUGAAGGAGAGUGUUAUGCUAGAGCCACCUUUAAAAAUCUGGGACAUUUUAAUGCAAGUAAAUUUAUUCCCAAAAUUAGAGAAGCAAAUCAAGACUUUUCUUUGAUAUUCAAAAACCUAAACCGCUUGCAAUUUGAGCAAUUGAUCCAAAAAGCUUCAAUAAAACAGGAGGAUAUAGAAAUCACAAAAUUUAAAACUUUAGGAGAGCUUUUUUUAGAAGAAAAUAGACCUGUUCUUGAACUUCAAGAGUUUGCCGCACGGGGAAUUGAAAUUUUAAUAGAAAUUUUUGAAAAAGGAUUCAUUCCUUGGAUGAGUAUAUCUAUUGUUAGUGCUAUUGCAGCUGUUCAAAUGUUAGUAGGAACAGCACUAGUUGCGUCAGGUUGGAGUGCCACAGUAGGAAUUGGAUUAAUUACUGAAGGUUUUGCUGAUUUACAUACAGUGUAUAAAGCCUAUAGUACAAGACAAUUUAGUUGGAAGGCUUAUGGAACACAAAAAGCAAUAAGUCUUGCUGUAUCAGCAGUAUCAAUGGGAUGGGGAGCAAUUAAAAAUGCUGGCAAAGGAACAGUAGUUCUUGCAGAAGGGAUAGGAUCAGAGGUAGUUGAACAAGCAACAACACAAGCUAUAACAAAUUUUAAAACUGUUGGGGAAACAGUAAUACAAACAGGAAAAAAUUUAAAAAGCUUAGCUUUUAAACAAAUGGCAGUUACUGCUGGAAUUUCGGCUAUAAAAAAAGGUUCGAAUAUCGUAGCGAGUUCUUUGAUAGACUUAGCUUUGGAACGUUUUAAACCAGAAAUUUCUAAAUAUAUUCAAGCCAAAGUACAAACAAAAUUUUGUGAAUUGUUGUUAAAGAUGGUAAGUAAAAUGUAUGCAAUAGAUAAUCUUAUUAAGCAUGCUAACUUAAGAGAAAAAAUUAAUAUAGUGUUAGCGGGUAUAGUCAAUCUAAUGAAUAACGAUACUUCAAGAAAUUUAAUUCUAAAAAUAGGAAGUUCCAUUUACUCACUACUUUAUAAUGUUAAUAGUGCACUUGUUGGAUGCAUUUUUAGUACAUUAGACGGGAUAGCUCAACUAGUAACAAUAAUAAAUAUGGUAUUUGAUUAUCUAAUAAAAGAAAUAGCUCAUCUUGAUAAAGAAUACUUCUCUAUAUCGCAUUUAAUCCAACAGCAUUGCGAAGUGAGUAUUUCAGAAGCAAGUGAAAUUUAUGGGUUACUUAAAACACAAGGUGUGAUAGGUAACGAUGACAAUUUAAAUCCUUUAGCUUUUAAGAGUAUUUCAACCUUUCAGGAAACAACGCAGUUUUACAACCCAGACUCUUCUAUGUUUACCUCACAAGAAACAUUUGAAUAUCAAGAUUUAACAAAAAUAGUGAUUCAAAUAGACAAUAUUGAUCUUAUUCAGUACAACCAUCAUAAAAAUGAUAUAAUUAGUUUAAUAAAAUUAUUAUUUCAAAAAACAUCGAGUUUUGAAAUAAGCGACUUUAGCAUAAUUAUGAAGUCCAUUUCAGAUGUAAUUACCAAUCAAGUUGUAAAAAUAGCUGAAUCCCAACUACUUUCUCCCUGGAGUAAUAUUGUAAUAGAUGAACUUGCAAGUACUCUUUCAACAAAAAUCCAAAGCGUGGUUGAAAAAAAUCAGCUUGAUUGCGAAAUAAAAUCUGUGGAAGAAAAAGAAAACAAAAUAUCUGAAGAUUUAAAAAUAAAACAAGAUUUAAAAGCUAAUCUUGCAAAAAAUAAGAGUUUAAAUACUACAGAAAAUACUGUUGCUAAAGUAAAAGAAUAUGCUCAAAAGGUAAAAGAUGGAAAACCUGUAGAUUUUACUGAGCUAUAUAUCAUGGCUGCUGAAAACUGCGUAAAUAUUAAAAUAGUAGACAAUCCAAAUUAUCAAUUAACAGAAAAAAAUAUGAAUAAAAAUGCAAAGAUUUGCAAUGUUGUUUUUAAAGGUAACGAGAAUUCACCUAACUAUUAUCAAUUGAUUGACGCAAACGGUCAAUGUUUAAGUCAAUGUAGUGAUGGUUAUACUAUUUUUACAAGCUUAACAGGCAAAUCCGUCGAGCAACUUCGGAAUGAAACUGCACAUGCUAUAGAGAAUAAUCCUGGAAAUUUUAUAAAAUCAAUAAAAGCGCAGAAAUGGGUACAAAAAAAAUUUUAAAUUUUAAAACAAUUGAUGCAUAUAAGUAAGACACAAAAAGUUACUUAAAACGAUUAUCCACAAGAACUAAUGCAAUUAGUAAAAAAAUAGUAAAGAAUCUUAUAAUCGUUUAGAGUGCCAGAUUUUUUUUGAACUUUUUAGUCUAAACCUAAACUGUUAAAAUUUGUUUACAACAUUUUCUCUACGAAUAAACCUAAAUGGACUAAUAACUUUUAAAUCUUAUGAAUCAAAGAUCGCAAAUACAACAACAAAAAUAAAAAAAUACGUUACCAUAACAACCAAAAUAUGGUUACACAGCAAAAAUUUGAUCAGUAAAAUAUAAAAAACGUUAGUUUGAUACUUUUUUGACACUUUUUUAACUACUUGGUCAUUCUAGAAACCUUCAAGCAACCUUCUAGCAACAUUCAAGCAAGACAUCUGACUGAUUUAAAAAAAAUUUGAGGUGAUUUUAACAUCUGAUUAUUAAAUAUUUAAAAAAAUGUAAAUACAAAAAAUAUAAAAAAUAUAUAAAAUAUUCAAAAAUUACUAAUAA